Messenger RNA from Trichosurus vulpecula (common brushtail), 1116 nucleotides. RefSeq names its product beta-1,3-galactosyltransferase 2-like. Lineage: Eukaryota; Metazoa; Chordata; Mammalia; Diprotodontia; Phalangeridae. The record is from RefSeq and is a predicted model, not a curated record. Gene Ontology annotation, cellular component: membrane. The coding region runs from base 1 to 1116 and encodes 371 amino acids. The transcript has a single exon. Gene Ontology annotation, molecular function: N-acetyl-beta-D-glucosaminide beta-(1,3)-galactosyltransferase activity.
AUGGCUCAAGAGAAAACAGGCCUAAUGUGUUCUUGGUCCUCUUUGAAACUUUGUUUCUGGAUUGGCUCUAUUUGCUCAGGGAUGAGUUAUUUCCUUUUCACACUUCAAACAGCUAAAAUAUCAAUCAUAGCAACAAGGCAACUAAUUUUCAAUUCACAGAAGAUUCCAUUCCAAGGAAUGUCCCCACCCCAUGAAGCCACAGGAGAAAAACACCUUCUCAACAUUACAAACCCAAGGCCUCAACUCACCACACCUUCUCAUUUAAAGGUCAACAAAACAACUCCAAAAAAUGACGAAAUGCACAAGGACCCUGUGCCUUACACAUUUCUAAUCCAGGAGGAAGACAAAUGUAAAAAUACUACUCCAUUCUUGGUGUUUUUAAUAUGUACCACAGAGGGUCAAAAGUCAAGAAGGGAUAACAUCAGGAAAACUUGGGGGAAUGAAAGUCUGGUGCCAGGAUAUUCUGUGGUUCGCUUAUUUUUGCUGGGUGUCCAGAAACAAGGUUCUACUGAAGCAAUAAGGAAUGAAAGCAGGAUGUAUCGGGACAUCAUUCAGCAGGACUUUCGAGACACUUAUCGUAACCUGACACUCAAGGUCUUGAUGGGCAUGAAAUGGGUUGCUACAUAUUGUCCUAAUGCACACUUUGUCAUGAAAACAGAUUCUGAUAUGUUUGUUAACACUGAAUACCUGAUCCAAAAGGUACUAGUUACAAAAUCAACCUCAGAGCUUUAUUUUACUGGCUUUCCUAUGAGAAAAGCUACCCCUAUAAGAAGCAGCAGGAGCAAAUGGUACAUGCCCUUUGACAUGUACCCUGGAAAGUUUUACCCAGAUUUUUGCUCUGGAACUGGGUAUGUGUUCUCUGGAAGUUUGGCUACUAUGAUUUACCAGGUUUCUUUUAGUAUAAAAGUCUUACACUUAGAAGAUGUAUAUGUGGGUCUCUGCCUUCAAAAAAUAGGAGUCAAAGUGUCAUCCCCACCAAGAAUUUCAUUAUUUAAUCCAUUCAAAGUUAAAUUUAAUCCCUGCACUUAUAACAAACUUAUCACAUCCCAUUAUAUUUCUUCAAAUGAACUGCUUAUAUUUUGGGAUGAAAUACAAAAGGCAAAAGAUAAUUGUUAA